UACGUUCGGUUCAUUUUCGUUUUUGUCGGCGAAACGAAAACAUGUAGGAAGUGAAUCGGGCAAGUGACUAGCAACAAUUAUUUUUGCUUUUAAAGUUUCUGUAUGACAUUAAGGACAGACUUGGAGCGGCAGAAAGAAAUGUCUGAUCUGUGAUGGAAAUUAAGACAGACUCAGUGGAUAUUAAAUAUGAAAUCGGCGACGAUAUUGGAAGAGGAAAAUUUGCCACAGUAAAAAGGUGCCGUGACCGACAGACUGGGAGUGAAUAUGCCGCCAAGUUCAUCAGGAAGAGUCGAGGCACAGGACGCCGUGGUGCCAAGAUGGAGAAUAUCGAAAAGGAGAUACAGAUAUUAAGUGAGACGAACCAUCGUAACAUAAUCAACUUGUACGAGGUGUAUGACACCAAGCGGGAAGUUAUACUCAUCCUUGAACUUGUUGAUGGCGGGGAAUUGUUCGAGUACCUGUCGGAGAAAGAUAAACUUUGCGAAGAGGAGGCUUCAUCGUUUGUAAAACAGAUUCUUGAAGGAGUGGAGCACCUGCACUCCCAAUAUAUAGCGCAUCUCGAUCUCAAGCCAGAAAAUAUUCUGUUACAAGACAAGAACAGUACGGCUGUGAAGUUGAUAGAUUUUGGUCUUUCGAGGAAAAUAUUACCAAAAGAAGAACAUAGGGCUAUAAUGGGAACAGCAGAGUUUUGUGCUCCAGAGGUAAUCAGCUUUGAGCCAUUGUCUGUGUCAACAGAUAUGUGGAGUAUUGGAGUCAUUACUUACGUUCUUUUAUCCGGACUUUCUCCAUUCCUUGGAGACAACCAGCAGGAAACAUACCAUAAUAUCACCUCCAUAAAUUUUGAGUUUGACGAGGAGUAUUUCAAUGGGACCAGUGAUCUUGCCAAGGACUUUAUCCAAAAACUUCUAGUCAAAGACACAAGGAAGAGAGCCACUAUACACCAGUGCUUGAAUCACCCGUGGAUAAAGCCUGUAGAAAAGCGUGACAAAGUGCUUCGUAGAUCCUCCGUUAUAAACACAGAACACCUUAAAAAGUUUAUUGCUAGACAAAGGUGGAAGCGCUCCAUGAAAGUAGUAUCGCUAUGUAAUCGCUUAUCCCGUAGUAUGCAGCUUAGACGUAUCAUGAGCUCUGACACUAUUGGCAGCACAUCAGAAGAGGAUAAAGCUGAGAAUUUCGUGCAAGCAGCCCUUUUCUGUGCUUCUGAGGAAGGUAAUGUGCAAGGAAUCAAAAGUCUCACAGAUAUGGCUCAGAAAAUAGACCUCACCACAGCAAAUCGGCAUGGUGAAACUGCAGUACAUAUGGCUGCAAGUGGAGGCCAUACAGAGGUCAUCAAAUUCCUAAACUCAAAAGGAGUUGACAUUGGGGCACUUGACAAGCAAGGUGACAGUGCAGUAUACUGGGCGGCGAGGCAAGGUCAUGUAGAGGUCAUAAAGUACCUUCUAGACGAGGGUGUUGCCUUGAACUCACAAAAUAAGUCUGGGGAGACAGCAGCCCAUGUCGCAGCAAGAUACGGCCACAUGCAAGUUAUUGAUUAUCUGGCUUCAUCAGGUGUUGAUCUAAAUGUACAAGACAAUCUUGGGGAGACUGCCCUCCAUAAUGCAGCUUGGCAUGGAUUCACAAAUAUUGUGCAUGUGUUGUGUAGAGAUGGGGCUAAACUAGAUAUGCAGAAUAAAGAUGGGGACAGCGCGCUGCAUUGUGCUGCAGCACGGGGACAUGUUGAAUGUGUGAAAAUCCUGCUUGAGGCUGGAAUGCCCCUUGAUUUGAAAGAUAAGCGUGGAUGUACAGCUCUGUAUCUAGCAUGCAAUCGACAACACACACCUAUAGCACUUAUGUUGCUGCACUCUGGGUGUAGUAUGGAUGAAAUAAUUGAGGAUGCUUGUGAAUAUACACUACAUUGUGCUGUACGUGAAGGACUUACCACUGUCGUGCAGACCAUGUGUGCAUUUGGAUGUAAAGUUGAUGUAUUAACUAAGGAGACAAAUGUAACACCAUUGCAUCUAGCUAGUAAAGGAGGCUACAUUGAGAUGGUCAGAACUCUUCUUCUGUCAGGAGCACAGUCAUUUCCUAACAAGGACGGUGUGAGUCCAGAAAUUAUGGCUUUGGCAGAAGGAUACACUGAUAUUGCGGAUCUUCUGAACAAAGUUAAAGGGGAUCGUGGAGAGGCUUUCAUAAAACAGCUGAUGUUAUCCUCACUGUCACUACCUCAGGUCAAGGUCAAAUUUCUCGGUUCAACAGGUGUGGGAAAAUCGACAUUGAUUGAGACACUGAAAUGCGGCCUGUUCAGUAGCUUCUUCAGGAGAUCGCGGCUCAGUAGCUCCAGCGCAAACCCAGGAUCAGGCACAAAGUCAAAAGAAUUAAAGCCACGUCUACCGAGACAAUACAGUCUACCUACACCAUUGUGUUACUCUGUCGGCAAUCCACAGUAUACAAAGGGCAUAAAUAUACAGCAUGUCAAUAUAACAGGUGUCGGUGAACUAAGCAUGUGGGAUUUCUCUGGUUAUGAGCCGUAUUACAUGUUGUACGACCAUUUUCUAGGCGAGACAGGCUGUGUACAUGUAGUCAUGUUCAGUUUAAUGGAUCCAUUUGAUGAACAAAUUGCUCAAGUUUUCUUCUGGCUCAAUUUCCUCAAGGCUCGAGUUACCCCUCUUUUACCUCUAGGAUAUUGUGGACAACUCCCAAAUCGUCCAUGCAUAAUACUCAUUGCCUCACAUGCAGAUAAAGCAGGGUGCUUGAAAAAUGCUCGCGGGGAAUACGUCAGCCAUGUGGCUAGUAGCAUUCUGUCGAAGAUUCAGCAGAAGUUUCGAAGUGACCUUGACAUUGUUGAGAGAGUUUUCGUCAUGGAUACUCAGGUUGCCAUGACACCAGAUGUCAAGGCUUUAAAACACCAGUUGUAUCAGCAUAGGGCAAACAUUCUCAGGUCUGUCGGUAAAUCCAGUGGUUUCCUGGAGGCCAUGUUGAUGACCUUGCCAUCAUGGCGACGAUCAUCGUCCUCCUACCCAGUGUUGUCAUGGCAACAGUUCAUUGAGUUUGUGAGAUCAAAGGUCAAUCCACUGGUUGGUGAGAACCAUAUAAAGCACCUUGUGGAACAGCUACAGAUUAUAGGGGAGAUUGUGUACUUAGAAAAGGACUCUGGUGAAAGCCUUGUUGUUUUGAAUCCAAAAUGGUUAUGUUGUGAUAUUAUUGGAAAUCUCAUAUCGCACGAGAAAAUCGUGCAGUCUCGAAUAACGGGAUGUUUCACUGUGGACGAGUUUCAAAUAAUGUAUCCAGAAACAGAUGCCUUAGACUUGCUCAAUGUUUUAGAAGCAUUAGAGGUGUGUACACGAUGUGAAAAUGACGAUGAAAUCGAGUACGAAUUCCCGUGUUUAAACUUCGUAGAGACAUUGAAUGGUCUAUGGCUUCGAGAUUUGAAACAUUUUGGUAAUGCCAUUUAUGGUGGUUUAAGAAUGAAGUCUACUGAAAGUCUAGCUCAGUUGAAGCAUAUAUUUCCCCGCAUACAAACGCAUUUACGUAGAAAUAUUAUUCAGGAAAGUGACGACCCAGAUUCGGACCUCUAUCAGUGGCAUCAUGGGUCAAAAUACUGUUGCGGCGACCUUGAGGGCAUGAUAAGUAUGGAUCGCCAAGAGCAGUUUGUCGAGAUUAAAGUAAGAGGACCACCAGAGUCAGCGACAGCGUUGUUCUACUUUCUAGAAGACUUUGUGAAUACAGCUGAGCAAGUGAUUAGUCACGUGACUCCUGGAUUGUGUUUCGAGAAACAUGCGUUAAGUCCAUCCAACCUAAAGGAUCAUAUAAAAAAUCCACAUUGUUACACUCCUCAGGAUAUUUUGAUGUCCCAGUUAAAUAAAUGUUCUGUGUUAACGUUGACAGAUGGCAAAAAAGAAAAUUACAAUGAUGUGUUGUUUCUUGGUUCGACGGAAGCCAAAAAUGCCAUUUGCUCUGGAGUUGAUCUCCCGAUUUCUUUUCUCCCUAUUCACGCUCGGCAACGUCUUUGUCAAAUAAUGGAUCCACAGGAUCCUUUAGGUAGAGACUGGUGCCUUUUGGCAGUAACUCUGGGCUUAGAAACGUGUCUUCCGUCACUUGAUGCUAAUAGCAACAGAACAGAAAGUAAAACGGAACGAACUUUAGAAGAAUGGUUGAACGUUGAACCUAGUGCUACUGUUGGGCAAUUAAUCACAAAAUUACAAGAAUUUAAUCGCGAGGACGCGGUUGCAGUUUUGUUGCAUACUGCUCCGUUAUUUCGUACAAUGGUCUAUGACGAACACUCGACUGAUGAGAGUGCUGUUCCAGGGCUUGGGACGGCCUCAACGAACACGCUGUCAAACUUGUCAAGAUGACAAUCAACUUAGAACAAUGUUGCAGAAAAUGCGCUGUUAUAGAAAAAGCUAUGUUCUGGAACAAAUUGAUGACUGUAGAGAUCUGAGCUGUUCUCAUAUUACCGUCUGCUAGCAACUCUGUUACAGUAUUUUUAUGAUAUUGUUUACUUACAGUAAUUAUGCAAGGUCAGCGUGAAUGUCGUAAAUUUACGCAUACUGUUUUUACAGUUCAAUCUACAUACACUCGUUUUGAUUCAACGUAUGUGCAUCUAAGUAUUAUAUUACAAUCAACCUAAAUGUAUUACGUAGAUUGGUGAAUGUUUGCAAUGGUUUUAUUUUCACACAUGUAUCAGAAAUCAGAAAUCAAGACUUUAAAACAGAUGUGAAUACUGUGAAAUUAGCUAUUUUUUUUAGGCUUAAAGUGAGUACUUUGCGGCCAACUAUAUCAGCAUAUAGAAUUAUUCAUAGCUAUAAUAGCACUUUGUGUGUUAUUAAUUUUCAUGAAAUAAAUCCCAAUAAAAGUUUCAGAUUUUGAAGAUUUGACUAGCUCUAACUGCCAAAAUGUAACGAGCUGUGAUGUGUGAAUUAUGAAAAAUGGGAGUGUGGCUGUUAACUGUCAUAUUGCGAAUUAAAAGCAAUGCAAAAAUCACCAAAUCUACAAUAAACUGUAAAAUCAUGUAUUUUCGUGUGUAUGAAAUUUUAUGAUUUUGGUCCAAACAAUUUUUUGAGAUCAGAUGAAUGGAAAUUUUAUUUGCUUUUGGUGGUUUAAUUUCUUUGAUUGACAAAACCACGAAAUCCACGAAAAUUAGUCCCUUACGAAUAUUGAUGAAUUUCACAGUACUAGUAACCAUCACAUAUUCACUUGUUACAUAUGUUAAGAAAAUAUUGUAUAUACUAGUAGUGUAUUAAAUGUGGGCAUAUUUUUACUUUUUUUCAAUCCAAUGAUGUAUAUAGGGUAAAGUUUUGUGAUUUUUUUCUUACUUCCACAAAAUUUUAAACUUUUGGAAGUAAGAUGGCUGGUUUUCAUUUGUAUAUAAUCAUGAAAUAAAGGUGAUAUCUUCAAACGGUACUAAGUGCUUUUAUAAUAAGUUGUCUGUGAUUUUGAAAGUGUUUUUGAUUAAAAUUGUAAGUGCUAGCCUGUAAAAAAACCCUUGUUUUUCUGCUUUAAUACACAGUAUAUAGCCCGGUGUUAAAUUAUACCAGUAUUGAAUCUACCCAACAGUGUGUUUUAGUGUUCUGUUGAAACACUUUGUUCUGUAAAAUGUUUUAAACAAAUUCUCUGGUUUAAAGUAAAUUUUGAAACACAGUAACUGUUUUCAAAAUUGAUAAAGUGCUUAAUCUCAUGUGGUUAGAUGCCUUCUGUGUUAGUCACGAUGUAAAAUAUUGUUGUAAAAUAGAAAGAAAAGUUGUCUACCGUGUUAGUCAUGCAGUAGAAUAAUAAUGUAAGAUAAAAGGAAUAGUUGCCUACUAUGUUAGACACACAGUAAAAUAUGAAUGUGAAAUAGAAGGAAAGUGGGUUUACAGCGUUAGUCACACAGUAAAAUUUUAAGGUAAAAAUGGAAGGGAAAGAUAUCUACUGUGUUAGUUAUGCAGUAAAAUAUUGAUGUGAAAUAAAAGGAAAAGUUGUCUACUAUGUUAGUCACAUGGAAAAAUACCGAUGUGAAAUAGAAGGAGAGGAUGUCUACUGUAAAAUAUUGAUUUAAAGUUGAAGAAAAUCCGCUAUUCUGAUAUUUCACAGACGUUUAGCAGUUUAACCUUUAGCCUGCUGGCAGGAAGUGAUUCUGCCUUUGCGACCAGUGCAGACCAAGAUCAGACUGCACAUCCGUGCAGUCUGAUCAUGGUCUGCACUGUUCGCUAUUCAGUCAGUAAAUUUUCUGUAAACACCCCUUCAAAUGAUAAAUGGUAUUGCCCAAAUUGAAUGAUGGACCAGUCCACUAUAGAAAUUUAGCAGGCUAAAUGUUAAAAAUGCUUAAUUUUGUAGUAACAUAAAGAGGCAUGUCUCUUGUAAACUGAAAAUAAUUUGUUGUCAAAUGGACUAUAAUCUAUACUGCUGAUUUGUAUACUUAUGUUUUUGGUAGGAAACUGAAAAUUUAAACCAUGUAGAUAUAUGAUUUAUUGAGGGCUGAAUUUCUCACUAGCAAAACAUUUUCUGCACUUAGUGACAAUUAAAUGUGAUGACAUUAAUGCAAGUUCGUUUUAAAGAUUAAGAGUUGAAAUAGAAAAAGGAAAGAGAAGGUUUAAACCAUUAGGCAGAUGAUAAUUUUGAGAAUUUACAUACAAAAAAUAGCUUUACAAUGAAAUUGAACACUAUAGUGAUAUUUAGUUUGAUUUUGAAGAACAUUUUAUGUUUUGUCAACAAAAACAUGAUCACAUUUUUAUAAAGGAAUGAAUCAUGUUGUUAGGAUGUGUAAAAUAAGAUUUGUUUGUGUGAAUUUAUAUUUGAAACUUAAAUUUAAUAAUGGAAGACUUCUGUAUCUGAUAUGUCAGUUAAAAGUGUCCAUAAUUCUGGUUAAGUUGUAGCUGAACUGUUAAGGGAAUAAGCUCAUUUUUCACUCUAACAUAUUAUUGAUACCAUUAUUUAACUAAGUAUAUUUUUUUUUUUAUGAUCUAUAUUGAAAAGAAAAUUACAUGUAGAUGCCAUUGCGGAAUAAAUUGUAAUGCAAAUCAUGUAAAAACCAAGUUCUCUUUCUGAAUUGUAAUGCAAUCAUGUAAAAACCAAGCCCUCUUUAUGAAUUGUAAUGCAGAUCAUGUAAAAACCAAGCCCUCUUUAUGACUUGUAAUGCAGAUCAUAUAAAAACCAAGCCCUCUUUAUGACUUGUAAUGCAAAUCAUAUAAAAACCAAGCCCUUUUUAUGAAUUGUAAUGCAAUCAUGUAAAAAUCAAGCCCUCUUUAUGAAUUGUAAUGCAAUCAUGUAACAAUCAAGCCCUCUUUUUGAAAUGUAAUGCAAAUUUUGUAAAAACCAAGCCCUCUUUAUGAAUUGUAAUGCAAUCAUGUAAAAAUCAAGCCCUCUUUUUGAAAUGUAAUGCAAAUUUUGUAAAAACCAAGCCCUCUUUAUGAAAUGUAAUGCAGAUCUUUUAAAAAUCAAGCUCUCUUUAUGAAUUGUAAUGCAAAUCAUGUAAAAAUCAAGCCCUCUUUAUGAAUUGUAAUGCAAAUCAUGUAAAAAUCAAGCUGUAUAUGAAUUGUAUGUAAAUUAUGUAAAAAGCUCCCUUUUUGAAUUGGAAUUAAAAUUGUGACAGUUAAUUGAUGCAAAAGACUUGAUUUAAAAAAUCUGCAUGAAUUUUCCACCUUUUCAGGGGUCGAUGUGGGAUGGGGUUUACCCCUUGCUUACCUCCUGUUUGGUACCUCAUAUUUUUUGCUGACAGAGCGGGGAAAUUUGGCAUUGUUUGUUUUGAUCUUGCCUUUGUUUAAAAGUGUGAGCAUUUUACAUUUUCUGAUUGUAUUACAGAUGAUUAUUGUAUUGUAUUUUAUAUUGACUGUUGAAAACGUGCGCAACAACUGUGUUGUAAAUUUGAAUAACGAUCAGGUUUAAAAUUAAAUGUUUCUGAAUUUUGCACCUUCUAGAAGUUCUGAAAAUUUGACUUUCAGUUUGUUGCUUCAAGAAAAUAAUAAAAUUUGACAGGUACAAUUGACUGUACUUGAUUUUCAAAUAACAAUUUGCUUUUAUUUUGCCAAAGAAACUCGCCAUCUUUUUAAGGUCAAAAGGAGGGAAUAUUUUUUCAAGUUACAUUUUGUAUACUAGGUAUGUAAUAGAAAAUCACUAAAUUCUACUUUGAAAUUUUUACAGGCAUGUUUAAAAGCAUUUUCCGCCUUAAUGUGGAAACAUUGUAAGUAUGUAUGAAAAGAGUAACGUAGGAUGGUUCCAUAUAGAGACCUUUCAAUAAUAUUACUGCAGGCAAAAUGGGACAUUUGUGAGAAAGAUAUGACCUGGCUGUUACUAAAAACCAGUCAAUUUUAUGUCUCAAAGUAGUGAAAAAAGGCAUUAAAAAGUGUAAUCCUGCUUAGGUUUUACAUUUAUGUCUAAUUUAUGUUCAUAUUUUCAUGAAAAAUGGACAUAAAGCUGGAAAUUUUCAAUUUUGCAUUUUUUCAGUCUUCAAAGUAUGAUACACCUUAUCUGCCAAAGAAAAGAUUUACUGUGAAUUCAUUUAACCUUUAGCCUGCUGGCAGGAAGUGAUUCUGCCUUUGCGACCAGUGCAGACCAAGAUCAGCAUGCACGGAUGUGUAGAUCAUGUGAGAUCAUGGUCUGCAUUGUUCUCUAUUCAGUCAGUAAAUUUUAAGUGAACACCCCUUCGAAUAAUAAAUGGUAUUGCCUGGACCAGUCCAUUUUAGAAAUUUAGCAGGCUAAGGGUUAAUUUCAUAGGAAUAAAUUUUCUUGGUUUUUGGUGGGGAUAUAAAUUCAUGGAUUAUGACUUCCAAACAUAAAUGAAUUUUACUGGUUAAACGGGAUUUUAAUGUAUAGAACUGAAUCGACAACAAAAAUAAGUCCUUCACAGUGUUCUUUUGAGUGACUAAGUAGACCGUGAGUUUAUACCACUAGAAAGAUCAUGAAACUGUAUUUGUUUCAAAAUAUUUAUAUUUUUGUGCUCUUUUGAAGUCUUGUACGGAUUCCAAAAAGAAUGAAAUUGUUUUGAAGAUGUUAUGAAAAUCAUGGUGUAUAUUAGCAUUCAAUGUAUUUUUUAGCCCACCAUCAUCAGAUGGUGGGCUAUUCAAAUCACUCUGCGUCCGUGGUCCGUCGUCCUUCCGUCCGUCCGUCCGUCCGUCCGUCCAUCAUUCCGUCCGUCCUUCCGUUAACAAUUUCUCGUUAUCGCAUCUCCUCAGAAACUACCAGGGGGAUUUUGACCAAACUUUGUCAGAAUGAUGUAUUGGUACCCUAGUUGUGUCCCCCUGAAAAUCAGACUGGUUCAACAAAUUUUUAGUAAGUUAUGGCCCUUUGUUUAUUUCUAUAAUUUACAUAGAUUUAUAUAGGGAAAAACAUUGAAAAUCUUCUUGCCCCAAACCACAGAGCCUAGGGCUUUGAUAUUUGAUAUGAAGCAUCAUCUAGUGGUCUUCUACCAAUAUGAUUCAAAUUAUUUCCCUGGGGUGUAAUAUGGCCCCGCCCCGGGGGUCACAUGGUUUAUAUAGACUUAUAUAGGGAAAAACUUUGAAAAACCUCUUGUCAAAAACCACAGGGCCUAGGGCUUUGAUAUUUUGUAUGUGACAUCAUCUAGUGGUCUUCAACUAAGAUUGUUCAAAUUAUCCCCCUAGGGUCAAAUAUGGCCCCGCCCCGGGGGUCACAUGGUUUACAUAGACUUAUAUAGGGAAAAACUUUGAAAAUCUUCUUGUCCAAACCACAAAGCCUAGGGCUUUGAUAUUUGUAAUGUAGCAUCGUCUAGUGGUUCUCUACCAAGUUUGUUAAAAUUAUCCCCCUAGGGUCAAAUAUGGCCCCGCCCUGGGGUCACAUGGUUCAUAUAGACUUAUAUAGGGAAAAGCGUAUAAAAACUUCUUGUCAAUAACCUACAACAUUCAGAUUUGGACCACAUGUAUGGUUUUGAGUGGCAAGAUGAACCUUGACAUGAGUUGACCUUGAUUUUGACCUAGUGACCUACUUUCACAUUUCUGUAGCUACAACCUUCAAAUUUGGACCACAUGCAUAGUUUUGUGCACUGAAAUAAACUUUGACCUUGACAUUGACCUAGUGACCUACUUUCACAUUUUUGAAGGUACAUGCUUCAAAUUUUGGACCACAUGCAUAAUGUCGUGUUCCGAAAUGAAAUUUGACCUUGAUUUUGACCCAGUGACCUACUUUCACAUUUCUCAAGCUACAGCCUUCAAAUUUGGACCACCUGCAUGGUAAUUGUACCAAAACUAACUUUGACCUUUACAUCGACCUAGUGACCUACUUUCACAUUUUUGAAGGUACAGGCUUCAAAUUUGGACCACAUGCAUAGUUCUGUAUUCCGAAAUAAAAUUUGACCUUGAUUUUGACCUAGUGACCUACUUUCACAUUUCUCAAGCUACAGCCUUCAAAUUUGGACCACAUGCAUGGUUUUGUGUACCGAAACAAACUUUGACCUUUACAUUGACCUAGUGACCUACUUUCACAUUUUUGAAGGUACAGGCUUCAAAUUUGGACCACAUGCAUAGUUUUGUAUUCCGAAAUAAAAUUUGACCUUGAUUUUGACCUAGUGACCUGCUUUCACAUUUCUCAAGCUACAGCCUUCAAAUUUGGACCAUUUGCAUAGUUUUGUGUACCGAAAUGAACUUUGACCUUAAGAUUGACCUAGUGACCUACUUUCAGAUUUCUAUAGCUAUAGGCUUCAAAUUUAGACCACAUGAAUAGGAUUGUGUACCGAAACAAACUUUGACGUUGAUAUUGACCUAGUGACCUACGUUCACAUUUUUGAAGGAACAGGCUUCAAAUUUGGACCACAUGCAUAGAUUUGUGUUGUGAAGUGAAAUUUGACCUUGAUUUUGACCUAGUGACCUACUUUCUCAUUUCUCAAGCUACAGCCUUCAAAUUUGGACCACUUGCAUAGUUUUGUGUACCGAAAUAAACUUUGACCUUAAGAUUGACCUAGUGACCUACUUUCAAAUUUCUCAAACUACAGUCUUCAAAAUUGAUGCACAUGCAUAGUUUUGUGUACAAAGAACUUUGUCCUUGAAAUUGAUCUAGUGACCUACUUUCACAUUUCUCAAGUUACAGCUUUCGAAUUUAGACCACAUGCACAGUGUUGUGUACGGAAAUGAAAUUUGACCUUGAGCUAGUCAGUAAGUCUUGAAAUUUGGAACACACAAAAAUGACACAUUGGUGGGCGCCAAGAUCACUCUGUGAUCUCUUGUUUAUGAGAAUAUCCUUUUGUAAGAUGUCCUUUUUGUUGUGACAUCUCACAUAUAUUUAAUGCAAUGAAGUAUAUAAAAUAGGUUGUUUUCACCUGGGACUAUAGUGCAGUCUGUAGCAAUUAAAAUUCAAAUGAUGUUUUUGUUUUUGUUGGGUUUAAUGUCACACCAACACAUUUAUACGUUAAAUGGCUACUUUCCAGCUUUAAUGGUGGAGGAAGACCUCAGGUGCCCUUCCGUGGAUUAUUCGAUCACAGGCGGGCACCUGGGUAGUACCACCACCCUUCCAUAUGCCAACUGGAUGGGUUCCUCACAUGAAGAAUUUAACGUUGCAAGUGAUUUGAAUUCAGCGACCCUUACAACUUGGCCAUGGAGGCCCCCGAAAAAAAAUUCAAAUGAGCUAGGCUGAUUCAAAGUAUAAUAAGAAUCACACACAUUGUUGCACAGAUCAAACUAUGGUUUACUGUUGUCUAAAAUUCAGUGGGGUUUGGAAACCAUGGAUCACAAGUUAAUAUUUACCACAGGGUUUAAUUGCAUAACUGUCUUGCUUUUAACAUGAUGCAGUUUCCACCUCACCAUAAUGCACUACGUCACUAGACCGUGCUAUAUUCCCCCAUGAGUGAAAGUACCUAUUUUGUCCACAUUGUUCGUGAACACAUUGUAUUAUAUCAUGUACGUGUACAUACGAUGAAUAUUCUCACUAUUCAGAAUCUGUUCAUUUUGUUACCUUUGGUUUCUCUUUUAUUUUUCAUGUAUAUUAAAUAUACAGUUUUUGCUAUGAUCCAAUAAAAUUGAAAGAAUGAAAAUUGA
Messenger RNA from Mercenaria mercenaria, 11933 nucleotides. Its product is annotated as death-associated protein kinase 1-like. Gene Ontology annotation, cellular component: nucleus. Gene Ontology annotation, biological process: protein phosphorylation; positive regulation of apoptotic process; intracellular signal transduction. The coding region runs from base 153 to 4331 and encodes 1392 amino acids. Gene Ontology annotation, molecular function: protein serine/threonine kinase activity; protein binding; ATP binding. NCBI's taxonomy places the organism in Eukaryota, Metazoa, Mollusca, Bivalvia, Venerida, Veneridae. The transcript is spliced from 24 exons. The record is from RefSeq and is a predicted model, not a curated record.